Messenger RNA from Stereum hirsutum FP-91666 SS1, 930 nucleotides. RefSeq lists its product as uncharacterized. Lineage: Eukaryota; Fungi; Basidiomycota; Agaricomycetes; Russulales; Stereaceae. Bases 112 to 594 code for a protein of 160 amino acids. The transcript is spliced from 2 exons. The record is from RefSeq and is a predicted model, not a curated record.
GCCUCUCGUCGCCGCCAACGAUAUACCCACUUUGUCCGCCCGGAUCCUUACUUGACCUCUCUUUGACGACCUUGUACGAAUUGACUCGGUCUCAAAUCAACCAGUCACAUAAUGCGGAUUUUCAGCAUUUGUGCGGGUCUUCUGUUGGUGCCUCUGGGCGUUCUAGCUCAGUCAGCCGUCGUCUCGACCUCAUUCUCCCAAUCCGUAGGCAUCGCUACCUCCGGGGGCAACCGCUUCGAAACGACCGUCAACGUCCCCGUCACCACCAUCACAAUAUCUGCCUCCGCCACGAACUCUGCAUCCAACUCGUCCGCGACUACUUCAUCCAACGGAAACUCCACCACCUCAUCAAAUAGUACCAACACCAACAGCACCUCGUCGACGUCUAAAUCUCCGCUACCGACGGCCGCUACGAGUGUGGAUGGAGGUGGAACGGCGGUGAAUGGGGGAGCACCGUCGCCUGGGGUUACCGCUCCGGGAGGGAUUUAUGGACCGGACGAUGGGUAUAUCAGUGGGGCGGUGGUGGGGAGAGUGAUCAUGGGAGGUGUGAGUCUGUCAGCGAUAGUGGUGGGCGGGUGGUUGGCCGUUAUGUAGAGGGGUGUUCAGCCUUGCGGUGAUGCGGAACCAUUAUGGCUGCUUGGGAUGGCGGUGGAUCUUGUAGGCUAUCGUUAUUGGAUCUUUGGCUGUUUCCUCGGGGCACUUUUCAUGGACAUAUACAUGGACUCGCUCAUCGGCUUGUUUGCGAAUUCAUGUGGCCCAUUUUCGCUGGUUGUGUUGGAUCAUGGAUUUUUUCUUGGGUUCUUCUGGUUUCGUUGUUGCUUCCCUACUCUACCUUCAUACCAAUCUUUAUUGCCACUGCACGUCUCUCUUACAUGAAUUUUACUCCAUCAUGUUGUCUUGAACCUUGCGCUUUGACUGACCCAUUUGUAU